UAAACCUUUUCUUUUCACAGUUUUUCAUUUGGUGCUUUGGAAGUUCGAUUUAAGUUAGAUGUGUUAAAAGUUAUUUGAUUUAAAGCAAAAUGGCUCGCUUGUUAAGAUGGGGUGUUCAAAAUAAAGGAAAAAUUUUGGCCGGUGUUGGUUUUGGAGUGGGAGGAAUAUGGUUACUCGGCGGACGGCAGAUGAACCUUGGCUUUGAAGAUGGACCAAUGAGAGCUCCUGAUUGGACGCAUAACCCUUUGCCUUCGCGGGAAAACCAGUUAAACGCGUUGAGAGGGACAGGAGAGUUCGAUGUACUCGUUAUUGGAGGGGGGGCCACUGGGUGUGGGGUAGCUUUGGAUGCUACUACUAGAGGUUUAUCAACUGCCCUUGUUGAGAAAUAUGACUUUUCAUCUGGUACAAGCAGUAGAAGUACCAAGCUCAUACACGGAGGGGUCAGGUAUCUCCAAAAUGCGAUUAUGAAACUUGACAAAGAGCAAUAUGACCUUGUAAAAGAAGCAUUACACGAGAGGGCCAACCUAUUAAAGAUUGCACCACAUUUAUCUGGGCCACUGCCUAUUAUGUUGCCUGUUUACACAUGGUGGCAGGUCCCUUACUUCUGGGUUGGUAUCAAGGCUUAUGACUUGGUGGCUGGCAGCCAAUGUGUAAAGUCAAGUUUUGUGCUAUCUAAGAAAAAUGCACUGGAAAAGUUUCCUAUGCUUAAAAGGGAUAAGCUCAAGGCUGCUAUUGUUUACUAUGAUGGCCAGCAUAAUGACGCACGUAUGAACUUGGCAAUCGGACUCACAGCUGCCAAGCAAGGGGCCUGCAUUGCAAACCAUACUGAGGUUCUUAAACUGUUGAAGAAAACGGAUGAAAAAACUGGAAAAGAGAAAAUAUGCGGGGCAACCGUGAGAGAUAAUAUUACAGGUCAAACAUUUGAUGUUCGAGCAAAAUGCGUGAUUAACGCUACGGGUCCUUUCACCGACUCAAUAAGGAGUAUGGAUAACGAAGAACAGAAGAAAAUCUGUCAGCCAAGUGCAGGCGUGCAUAUUAUAUUGCCAGGCUACUAUAGCCCCGAUGCCAUGGGCCUCCUUGACCCCGCGACCUCUGACGGCAGGGUGAUUUUCUUCCUUCCAUGGGAGGGGUUAACAAUAGCGGGGACCACCGACAGCCCCACUUCCGUUACCCACCACCCCGCACCAAGGGAAGAAGACAUUCAGUUCAUAUUGAAGGAAAUCAAGAAUUAUUUGAGUCCCGAUGUCCAUGUGCGUAGGGGAGACGUACAAGCAGCAUGGAGUGGCAUAAGACCCCUGGUCACCGACCCAAACUCUAAAAAUACUCAAUCCAUCUCACGCAACCAUGUUGUUAAUGUUAGUGACAGUGGAUUGGUCACAAUAGCUGGUGGUAAAUGGACAACUUACCGUUCGAUGGCAAUUGACGCCAUGGAUGCCGCGGUCAAACAUUGUGGCCUCAACCCAAAGAACGGAAGUCGCACAGAUGGCAUGCGGUUAGAUGGGGGAUAUGAAUGGACUCCUAACCAUUAUAUUACACUUGCUCAAGAUUAUGGUCUUGAAACUGACGUAGCAAAGCAUUUAUCGCAAACCUAUGGAGACCAAGCUGGACAAGUUGCUAAGAUGGCAAAAGUAACUGGUAAGAGGUGGCCAGUGGUUGGACAAAGAUUGGUGGAUGAUUUCUCUUAUAUAGAAGCCGAGGUCAAAUACGCGAUAUACGAAUAUGCAUGCACGGCAGUUGAUGUUCUAGCACGACGCACGCGAUUAUCAUUCUUGAAUGUGGACGCUGCGGAACAAGCGCUGCCCACUAUACUUAACAUUAUGCAACGUGAAUUGGGAUGGUCUAAACAAAGAGUGGCUCAAGAGAAAAAAGACGCUUUGGACCUUCUCUACUUUGAGAUGGGCAAAAAGGCCAAGGAAAGUGUAGUACACAAAGGAAUUACACUCAGCCCCAUUGAGAUGGAGAAAUACAAGCAGAGAUUCAACAUUGUUGAUCGGGAUAGGAAAGGUUUCAUUACAAGAGUCGACCUACAAAAGCUUUUACAGGACAUGAAUGAAGGAUUAGAUGACGACACUCUAACCGAUAUGUUAAAUGAAGUGGACCUCAACAAGAAUGGUAAAGUUGAACUGGAUGAAUUCAUAGAGGCUGUACAUUCAAUACAUUGGAAAAGUUACUUAUCCCUGCUUAAGAACACUUAGUAUUAUGCUUAUGAAUAAUGUAAAGGAAGGCCAUGUCUCUGGAAAUCGACUGGCAACACUAUUAAAGAUAGGGGAGCAACAACAGAAGAGCAAAACACCUGUAACAGUUGAUAGAAGUGGAGGUGGCCUUUAAGUAUUUGCACAAUGUUUUCAAUGUAUAGAUAUUAUAUGUGUGUAAAUUUUGAUUUAUUAAUAUAUAUUAUAUUAUUGUUCUAAUACCACUGACUUGUAAAUGCAGUUAUUCCACAAAAAUGUCUAAAAACCUCUUUUGUAAAACUGUACAGAAGUCAUCAUGUAAUGUCUGUAAAGUAGUCAUUUCACUUUAAAAAUGUCUAAAAAUUGUCAUAAAACGUGUGGUUCUCAUAAGAAUGUGUGCUUAUUGCAAAAUAAGUGGAUUUUUAUACAAUUUAUACACGAGAUAAAUUACCAAUUCCUCAAUUUAUAAACUUGUGUAAAGUAAAUAAAAACAUUCUGUCCAUUUUAAGUUCCACUGAGUAAAUUCCCUAAGCAGUUACACUGUGAAAGUAACACUUUAACACCGCUUGUUGCGUAACAGAUUUCACAGCCCACUUUAACACUUGCCUUGCAACAACGAGUUCAUUUUUGCAUGAAAUGUAUUGCAGUUCCUUUUUGUAUUCUGCCGCCCUAAUAUGUAUAAUAUUUUGCAGUAACUAACGAAAUAUAUUUCGCAAUACUUUGCCCUAUGGAGAUAAAAAUAAAUCUAGAUAAUUACUCAU
Ciona intestinalis (vase tunicate) is the source of this 2932-nucleotide messenger RNA. NCBI's taxonomy places the organism in Eukaryota, Metazoa, Chordata, Ascidiacea, Phlebobranchia, Cionidae. The record is from RefSeq and is a predicted model, not a curated record.